Triticum turgidum subsp. durum (durum wheat) is the source of this 1587-nucleotide messenger RNA. Lineage: Eukaryota; Viridiplantae; Streptophyta; Magnoliopsida; Poales; Poaceae. The record is from the annotation of a GenBank genome assembly.
AUGGACAUGAACAGUGGCUGGCUCGGCUUCUCCUUGUCUUCCUCUUCUUAUGCCGCCAGGGGCUACGACGCCGGCGAGGGAGUGGGGUGCGAUGGUGGUGACGGUGGCUCUUGCUCGUCGCCCACCGCGGUGGCGGCGUCUUCUUCGCCCAUCGUAGGCGUGCCGUUGCACUCUGGCGGCGGCUCUGGGCAGUACGACGGCCGAGAUUGGAGGCAUCAGCACGCAGAAGCCAAAGGCCCCAAGCUGGAGGACUUCCUGAGCGUCGGCUACGGCAACGACAGGAGCAGCGGCAUCUACGACGCCAGCCACGCCGACGAGCUCAAGUACCACCACCACCAGGACGUCCAUCACGCGUAUCCAGGCUCGCCCUACUUCCAGGGCAAUGGCGGCGGUGGCGCCGUCAUCGGGCUGGACAUCAACAACGCGCCGCCGCCGCCACACUGCACCGGCCUCCCGGACCACCACUACAUGCCGGCGCACCACGGCCAGUACUCGCUGUGCCCGCCGAACCAACAAGCUGCAGGCACGGGGGCGAUGGCGGCGGCGCCAAUGUACAGCUCGGCGGCGGGCUUCGACGGCAGCACCAACAUGUCGAUCUCUGGCAUCAAGUCCUGGCUCCGGCAGUCGAUGUACGUCCCAGAGCGGUCGCCGGCGGUGCCUCCAUCCGUGCACUCCGCCCCGACCGAGCCGCCGCCGCCGCUGCCGGCGCCGUGCGUCCCCGUCCCUCGCAAGCUCGCGCAGACGUUCGGGCAGAGGACGUCGCAGUUCCGCGGCGUCACCAGGCACAGGUGGACGGGGAGGUACGAGGCUCACCUGUGGGACAACACCUGCAGGAAGGAAGGCCAGACCAGGAAAGGAAGGCAAGGUGAGCUAGGUGGGUAUGACAAGGAGGAGAAGGCCGCGAGGGCUUAUGAUCUGGCAGCGCUCAAGUACUGGGGGCCAACGACUCACAUAAAUUUCCCGUUAAGCACCUACGAGAAGGAGCUGGAGGAGAUGAAGCACAUGACAAGGCAGGAGUUCAUUGCGCACUUAAGAAGGAACAGCAGUGGCUUCUCGAGGGGAGCAUCCAUGUACAGAGGAGUGACCAGGCAUCACCAGCACGGCAGAUGGCAGGCCAGGAUUGGGAGGGUGGCAGGGAACAAGGACCUAUACCUGGGAACCUUCAGUACGCAGGAGGAGGCGGCGGAGGCGUACGACAUCGCGGCGAUCAAGUUCCGCGGGCUGAGCGCCGUCACCAACUUCGACAUCAGCAAGUACGACGUGAAGCGCAUCUGCGCCAGCUCGCACCUCAUCGGCGGGGACCUCGCCUGCAGGCGCUCCCCGACGCGCGACGCGCCGGCGCUGCCCAGCGGCGUGAGCGUCGCCGUGGAGCGCCCCGAGGCCGGCGCGUCCGACAACAGCUCCGACGCCUCGGACGGCCACCGCGGCGCGCACCUGCUGCACGGCCUCCAGUACGCGCACGCCAUGAAGUACGAGGCCGGCGAGGGCAGCAACGGCGGAGGGAACUGGAUGCCAGGCGCGGCCCGGCCGGUCGCCGGCGUCCCCGCCGCGCACCCGCUCCCGGUGUUCGCGCUCUGGAACGACUGA